UUUCGUGAGGGAACUGGUAACUGUGAUGGGUUUCACCACUCAAAAGGUGCUGAUGCUGGGCAGCCUCAGCUCUAUAGCUGUCUCAAACGGAUUCCUCUUCGCACAAACAACAGGAAUGCUAAAAAGCUUGCAGAGAAACGAAGAUGGCUUGAAUCUUACCGAGAGCAAUAUACUGUGGUUAACCUCUACUAUUUCAAUGAUAUUCUUUCUUGGCUCCUUUUUGACAACUUUAAGUGACAACAUGGGAAGACGCUGGCCAUUGAUGAUAUCCUCAGUAGCAAUAGUUGUGCAAUGGAUUAUUUUAUACAAGGCACAAAAUAUAUAUCAUUUUAUGCUGUCAAGGAUCAUCGCUGGCAUUGCUUUCGGAGCUAGAUACUGUUUAAACAUACUGGUGACACCUGAAUAUACUUCCCCAAAAACCCGAGUUUUUUUCCUCAAUAUAGUAACAUCAGUGUCGCCAGCUAUUGGCACUGGGCUGGGCCACUACUUGGGCAACAUCUUCCACUGGAGAACUGUUGCUUUGAUAUCAAUUUUCCCAACGCUUUUUGGUGUUAUUGUGCCUUAUUUUUGCGUCGAAAGUCCUCAUUGGCUGGCCUCGAAAGGCAGGUUCCAGGAAUGUGAGGAGAGUUUCAGAAAAAUCCACGGAAACAGCUUAAAAUCCGAAUCAGAACUGCAACAUCUAAUAAAAAUGGAAAAGAGCAAACUGAGACAAGCUGAAAUCACCAAUACGAGGACCAGUAAAGCAAAAUUAUGCUUCGCAUUAAAGAAGAAGUACUUCUGGAAUCUAAUAUUACUGAGUUUUGUUAUAACCUCGUAUAUUGCGGCUACUGCUAAAGUUGCAUUCACAAUCUUAGCAUCAAACAUUCUUGAAGACAUGACUGGGACUCCUAAUAUUGUUCUUUAUAACGUUCUAGUAGAUAUUUUUAUCCUGGUAGGCACCAGUUUAUCCUGCGUUCUGGUGAGGAAAAUGACGAUACGUAAUGUGUUAUUUUCCACUGGAUUUAUGGGCAAUGCUGUUUUGGUAAUUCUGAGUGCUUGCCUUCACUUUGGAGCUGGUGUAGAGAACCUGCGGUGGGUAAAUGUAUCGUUGUUGGCAGUGUACUUCAUUUUAAUGGAAGCGGGUCCCUCCCCAGUACUAGAGGCUUUAUUAGGGGAGAUCUUUCCCUUAGAAAUAAAAGUGUACUGUAUGUUUCUCGUCGGCGUUAUGAUAUCUGCCUUCGUAUCGUUAGCGCUCAUCGUGUUUUCAAUAUUAGCGAAGGCCAUUGGAUAUUCUGGAACAUUCUUACUGAACGCUGUAAUAAUGUCAACAAGUCUAGUAUUUAUAAAGUUCAAACUACCAGAGACUAAAGGAAGAACGCUACAAGAGAUUGAAGCGUUCUUUAAGACUAAUAUAUUUGAUAUUGACGAAGCGUUGAAUGAUGAGAAGAAAAAUAUGCUGUUAUAAACAAUUUAAUUUAAAUUGAAAUUGCAAUGAAAAACCUAGCUUCAUGUAUGUACAUAAUAUUAUUAUAUUUAUCCAAUUGAUAUGUUUAUUGCCUUUCAGUAAUAUAGAUGUGUUUCGCGUAAUAUUGACAACACAAAGAGUUAGAACUAGAAGCGUUAGUCACUUAUCAUUAUAUUAUAUUAAUGAAUUUAAUACCGUAAAAUUGUCUACACUCUAUUGUCUACCCUUCAACCUACACCUGGGUCGCAAGUCCCAGGCACUGUUGAAGCUCCUUUCCCUGCAAUGGACCCGCACCCGCAAGGAGAAUCCAUGGAAUGAUGAGAGGUUUCGUCUCACUGAGACACUGGAAAUUGAAAUUCAAAAAGAAGGUCACCCUACAUUGUCGUCAGUACAACAACAGAUGACGUCAACUAUAUUAUUCACAAGACUAAUAGUUUUAUUGAAGUAGAAAAAUAAUAGAAUUGUCAUUAUAAUUAGUAUAGCUAUGUUUUAAUAGGAUUUAUGUUGUAUUAAGAUUAUUUGGUGUAUUUAUCUAACAUAGAAUAUAGAAUAGACUUAAUAGUCGUAGAAAAAUAUCUCGUCAAUUCAUUCUUCCCACAUAUUUUCUGCCUAUUUUCUUCUUCAA
Messenger RNA from Danaus plexippus (monarch butterfly), 2069 nucleotides. RefSeq lists its product as uncharacterized. The record is from RefSeq and is a predicted model, not a curated record. Gene Ontology annotation, biological process: transmembrane transport. The transcript has 3 exons. Lineage: Eukaryota; Metazoa; Arthropoda; Insecta; Lepidoptera; Nymphalidae. Gene Ontology annotation, cellular component: membrane. Bases 26 to 1444 code for a protein of 472 amino acids. Gene Ontology annotation, molecular function: transmembrane transporter activity.